Messenger RNA from Morus notabilis, 580 nucleotides. RefSeq lists its product as uncharacterized. The coding region runs from base 130 to 378 and encodes 82 amino acids. The record is from RefSeq and is a predicted model, not a curated record. NCBI's taxonomy places the organism in Eukaryota, Viridiplantae, Streptophyta, Magnoliopsida, Rosales, Moraceae. The transcript is spliced from 4 exons.
AAAAACAAAAACAAAACGAAAAAUCUCUCAACGCAAAUCUAAAAUUCUCCAAAAUCUUCAUUCGCGGUGAUCGAUUACCCUCCAAAUUUCUAUUUCUUCUUCUUCUUCAAUCCUACACAGAAAACGACAAUGGUUUGCUUGAUGUGUCUAGUGCCUCUCUUCCUGAUCCCCGUCGUCAACGCACUUCCUCUUCUUUUCUAUUACAUCAUGGGCAAAAUUUAUGGGCUUCUUGGGUGGGAGUACAGGAAGCCAGAGAGGGCUCCUCCGGCAUGUCCGUACAACCCCUCAGCUAAUAAGAACACCAAAGUAGGGGAAGGGGCUGAAUCCAGUCCGGCAGAUCCUGUAUCGAAACCGGUAGAUCAUGGCAAGGAAGAAUGAACUCGGAAACACACCCUCCCUCUUUUCUAUCCCGUCGGAUUUUAAAACCUUGUAUGUAAGAAUCUGAGCCUUGUUGGUGGCAAGGAAGGCUUGACCUUUUGAAUCGUUUGGGUGCAAAACAGAACUAAUUUUUACGUACUUGAUUAAAAUAAGAUGUUGGAAUUUAAAAAAAUUUCAUCUAGUUACUUUGUUUUACCCUUUC